Tripterygium wilfordii is the source of this 1516-nucleotide messenger RNA. RefSeq lists its product as uncharacterized. The transcript is spliced from 11 exons. The record is from RefSeq and is a predicted model, not a curated record. The coding region runs from base 92 to 1159 and encodes 355 amino acids. Lineage: Eukaryota; Viridiplantae; Streptophyta; Magnoliopsida; Celastrales; Celastraceae.
UCCAAGUUGUUUGAGUAUCGAAGCAAUUCCGCAAGGUGUCAAGAAGCUGAGAUUGAAGUAUCUCAUUCAAUAUCUCUGAUUUUCAACAAAAAUGAUGUCUCCGAAUCAAGUAUCUGAAGAUCGAGGAUCUUCUCAAUUUAGGCAUACUCCCUUGCAGAUAAUCCAUAUUAUCGGUAACUUCUUAAGAAUAUGGUCAGUUUAUUCCUUGUACCGUUACUUGUCUCAGACAGGAGCAUCAGUGGCACUUGUUAUCUUCAGUUGUCUGGUUCCAUCGUCCAUCCUGUUUUUGAUUUUGCAAAAGCCUUGGAAGGGGAGACCACUUGCUAACACCCAGGUAGUGCCAUCUAUCAUAAACGGUGGCAUAACAGCAUUGUAUUUCAUCUUGUGGGGAAAGGGCCUAAGGUCAUGUGGACCACAUAGAGCUAUUUUAGCAGAGUAUUCCGGUGCUGUUCUUGGGGUAUUAUCUGCAGUAUUAUAUGGCCGGAGGGGCAAUGUCUGGAAGAAGGUGGGUGGGCUCGUCGCAAUGUUGGCAUCUUUCUACUUCUUGUCUCAGGGGUGGGCGAUGGCAACAUACUCUCCCUUUUCAUUCAAGGAAAGCCUUGAUGUCGAGGUUCAGACAGAACAAGUGUUGGGUAUGAAAGAAAUGACAGUUCCAAUAGUUGCUGGUAUUUUAUCUGCUUUAAGAAGGGUGAUUGCACGACGUGUUUCACUCAAGAAUCAACUUAAAAGGAGACUUAAUGCGAUAACCAUUGCUUCUGCUACAUGUUUUCUAUUUCCUGUUGCCAUGUGGGACAUGAUCAUUGGAUCAACCUCUGUUAGCAGCACAAAACUGCCAUUUUCAGUUUGGGCCUUCCUGAGCACUAUUCUUUUUGGAGUCAUAUUGAUAUUUUAUGUUGACAGUAUUGCGGAGGAAAGAUUGCACAUGGUUUUCUCUUCUCCAAGGCAUUUAAUGGUAGCUGGAGGAUGCAUCAUUGUGAUGGAGAUUGUGUACAAAAUGGACUUUUCCUUGCCAGGAUUCUUAAUUUGCUCCUUCAUUUUGGGCUUUGGAAUAUACGAGGCCACUUCUUUGGAACGACCUAGGACGGGUUCCUUGCAGAAUUCAGAUCUAUCAAAUGGGAAGUUAGAUGAGCAAAUUCAGAUGUCCAGUCUGCCGACAUGAAGUUUUACGUCUCUCUCAUAAUGUUUUCCUCUACGCACACUGCUCUGAGGAUGCUUAACAGCAGUCAUGAAGAUCACUCAAACUAUGAAAAGAAAAGUUUUGUAGCAUUUGCAGCUCGCCCGAGAAGUUCUUGCAGGAGAGAGGCCGAUAUUGUUUUUCCCCCUAACUCAUGAUCAUCAGCUCAAGUUGACUUGGAUGGGAUCUGCUGAAAAUUUUCAAACACUGGAAAUAGGAUCUGAAAAUCAACUAGACUCUUUUAGCUUUUGAAGUACCAAAUUUUCUGUAUCAAAUUCCUCUCUGACAGUAAACGAGUUUGUGCACUUUUAACUGAGUUACAACAGAUCACAUCAUCAUAUA